Messenger RNA from Microthlaspi erraticum, 408 nucleotides. Lineage: Eukaryota; Viridiplantae; Streptophyta; Magnoliopsida; Brassicales; Brassicaceae. The record is from the annotation of a GenBank genome assembly.
AUGGAGAAGGAAGAGUGCAGUAGUAGUGAAUCCGGUUGGACGACUUAUAUUUCCUCGCCUAUUAAAGUAGAUGAUGAUGAGGUCGUGGAUGAGGACUACCAUGAAAGCUAUAACAUCUAUAGUUACUAUAGAAAAGGCGAAAACGAAGAAGAGAGGAACAAAGACAGCGAUGAUUCGAUGGCCUCGGAUGCUUCGUCUGGGCCAAAUUAUCAGCGCUUUCACCAAAAGAACAACAAAGGUAAAAGAAGAGAUGUGUUCGAUUUGAAGAACGGGAAAAGCGAAGGUAAUACUAAGAGUAAUGAUGUUGAUAUUCAUAAUCAUUAUGAUAACGAUAAGAAAACUAGUAACUCAUACAAGAAGAAAGAGAAGAAAAAGAAAGAAAAUAAGAGUACCUAUAGAAUGAGGUGA